Molecule: messenger RNA, 771 nt
Organism: Erigeron canadensis
Lineage: Eukaryota; Viridiplantae; Streptophyta; Magnoliopsida; Asterales; Asteraceae
Product: aquaporin TIP3-1-like
Exons: 3
Coding region: 1-771 (256 amino acids)
Biological process (GO): transmembrane transport; water transport
Cellular component (GO): membrane
Molecular function (GO): water channel activity
Source: RefSeq, a predicted model, not a curated record
AUGCCGCGUCAAUACGCAAUUGGACGGGCGGAUGAAGCCACCCACCCGGAUUCCGCACGCGCAACCUUGUCCGAAUUUUUGUCAACCUUUAUGUUCGUUUUCGCGGCCGAAGGCUCACUUUUAGCACUAAAUAGGAUGUAUGGGGAUCAUGUAUUGGGAGCUUCGGGGUUGUUAAUGGUGGCGUUGGCACACGCCUUGGCUUUGUUUGCUGCGGUGGCUUCGAGUUUGAAUGUGUCCGGCGGACAUAUUAACCCGGCGGUGACCUUCGGUACUCUUGUCGCGGGCAGAGUUUCGGUGGUUAGGGCCAUAUACUACUGGGUUGCUCAGCUUCUCGGUGCCGUUGUCGCUUCUUUGUUACUUCGCCUAGCUACCGAUGGCAUGAGACCCGUCGGGUUUUCAGUGGCUACAGGUGUCGGAAACUUGAAUGCUGUAAUAAUGGAGGUUGUGCUAACAUUCGGGUUAGUUUACACCGUUUUUGCAACCGCUAUCGACCACAAACGAGGAACAUUGGGAACUAUAGCACCGCUAGCCAUCGCCUUAAUCGUGGGUGCUAAUAUCCUGGUUGGAGGGCCUUUCUCUGGGGCAGCAAUGAAUCCAGCAAGAGCUUUUGGUCCCUCGUUGGUGGGCUGGAGGUGGGAUAACCAUUGGGUGUACUGGAUUGGGCCAUUCAUCGGGGCUGCAAUAGCAGGUUUGAUCUAUGAGUUCGGGAUAAUACAGCCGGAGCAGCCUGUUCACACGCACCAUCAGCCGCUAGCUCCAGAAGAUUACUAG